This is a messenger RNA of Schistocerca americana (American grasshopper), 447 nucleotides long. RefSeq lists its product as uncharacterized. NCBI's taxonomy places the organism in Eukaryota, Metazoa, Arthropoda, Insecta, Orthoptera, Acrididae. The record is from RefSeq and is a predicted model, not a curated record. Bases 1 to 447 code for a protein of 148 amino acids. The transcript has a single exon.
AUGACAGGGAGAAUGAAACAGCUUGGAGAAGAACUGAGUAAAUAUCAAGACCUAGUGACAGCAAUCCAAGAAAUGAUACUUCCGGAGGGUGUUAUGAAGACUGGAAAUACCCACAUGUUCUUUAACAGCAAUGAGCGAAGUCAGGCCUGGACUUCGGCGGUUGGAUUUUCUGUCCACAAUAAAAUGAUAUCAGCUGUCAACAAAUGGGCUCCAAUAAGUGACCGCAUAUGUUGGAUGAUUUUAAAUGCUAAACCAUCUAAGAUCUCCCUAGUGAACUGUCAUGCUCCAUCAGAGGAUGCUGAUGAGGAAACAAAGAAUGAUUUCUACCUUGAACUAGAGAAUGUAGUAGACAGACUACCAAGACAUUCAAUUCACUUGAUAAUGGGAGACUUCAACGCUCAAGUGGGAAGAGAAGUACAGUAUCGUCCAACGAUUGCCCCAGAUUGA